This is a messenger RNA of Rotaria sordida, 1146 nucleotides long. The record is from the annotation of a GenBank genome assembly. NCBI's taxonomy places the organism in Eukaryota, Metazoa, Rotifera, Eurotatoria, Philodinida, Philodinidae.
AUGCGUGCUCAACGAGAAUUCAGAUUAGUCAAGUCUAUUCGGCGAAAAGCACGAAAAGCAAAACUUAUUAUACGUGUAUGUGAUAAAGGAGGUGGUCUACAUAUUGGUAGUAAAAGUGAUUAUGAAAGAAAAGCAGCUAAAUAUCGAGAAGAUACAAAAGCCUAUCAAGAAUUAUCUUACAAUCCAUUGAAGGAAAUGAUAACGAAUAAAGGAACACCAUUACGACCGAUCCUGAAUACAAUUAAAGCAGUGACAAGACCUAUUUCUGAUUUCUUAGAUGAACUGAUCCGACCUAUCUAUAACGAAUAUAAUAAAGACAAUACGUUUACUGAAGGUGUUGAUCUCAUCAAAUGUCUUGAAAAAUAUGCAGCUGAUGGCCAUCUUAAACCACAGACUCUUUUCUGUACCUUUGAUAUCAAUAAUUUGUAUACAAUGUUACCACAAGAUGAAUCCAUACGAAUUCUAGGUGACUUUCUUCGUCAACAUGUCGGUGAAAGAGUCAAAAGUGUCUCUGUUACGACCAUUCAAAAAUUAGCCGAAUUUGUCCAGAAAGAAAAUGCUUUUAUAUAUGAUAAUAAAUUUUAUAAGCAAAUUAUUGGUGGUGCUAUGGGUUCACCAUUUACUUUAACUUUAGCUAAUAUUUUUAUGUGGCAUUGGGAAAAACGUUGGGUUCGACGACAACAAAGCAAAAAAGAAACUUAUGGCCGUGUAUCAUUUCUCGAUGUUCUCAUGAGCAAUAACAAUGGAGCUCUUUAUACUUCUGUUUACCAUAAACCAUCAGCCGAACCAUAUGUAGUUCCAUUUAUCUCUGAUCAUCCUCGAUAUACAUUUACAAAUAUUAUACAAACGGCUCUUGUUCGAGCUAUUCGAUAUUCAUCGACAUUUGAAGCAUUUAAUAUUGAACGACGUGCUAUACGACUCAUGUUGUCAUUAAAUGGAUAUCCAUCGAUUUACAUUGACCAACAAUUUCGAAAAGUCCUCGGCUAUUCUAUUUCAUCCACUUCGAUCCUACCAUUGAUCGAUAAUAAAGGACAAUUUUUUCAAUUACGCAAAAAACUCAUGGGUCAACCAACAUCUCGACAAUCACAAGUAGAAGGACGAAUAGCACAAUCUAAAGACGACAAUGCAGAAUAUCCUGUCAAAUAA